Molecule: messenger RNA, 3764 nt
Organism: Carassius gibelio (silver crucian carp)
Lineage: Eukaryota; Metazoa; Chordata; Actinopteri; Cypriniformes; Cyprinidae
Product: GRB2-associated-binding protein 3
Exons: 10
Coding region: 132-1805 (557 amino acids)
Source: RefSeq, a predicted model, not a curated record
UCUCUCACUCUGUCCUUGGUCGAUGCUGUGAGUUCCUCCUCUCCGUAUUCGGAGGGUUGAGCACAGGAUUCUCUCUGCCUUCCUCAGUCUGCAAUCAGAAACACACGCGCACACAGACAGACGCAGCAGCUAUGAGCACAGAAGAUGUGGUGUGCACAGGAUGGCUCAUAAAAUCCCCUCCGGAGAGAAAGCUAAAGAGAUUUUCAUGGCGAAAGCGAUGGUUUGUUUUGCGGAGGGGUCGGAUGAGCGGGAAUCCGGAUGUUUUGGAAUAUUACCGUAGCAAGAGCUCCCGAAAACCCAUCAGAAGCAUUGACCUGCAGGAGUGUGAGGUCACCAUCGAGGCAGAGGUGCGGCCCACUAAACGCCAGUACCAGAAUCAGCACCUGUUUGUGGUCAAGACCACCACGCGCAUCUUUUACCUGCUGGCCAAAACAGCAGAAGAGAUGAAUAUCUGGGUACAGAACAUUGGACAGAUUUGCAUGUUUGGAGGACUGAACAGACAUACAGAAUCAAUGGACAGUCUUAAUCGCACUUCCUCUUCCCAGCAGCCCUCUCCUGCACCCUCUCCUCAUGUUUCUCUCGUGGCCAAUCAGGACACAGUUACCGUCGAAAACCACGAUGUCCUAGACAGGGCCAGCGAAUCAGAGAUCAGUCCUCCACUCGACUACCUCUUUCUCUCUCAGUGUGAAACCGGCACGAAGAGCAACGUCAGGUCUAACAGCAUCUCUAACUCUGAACGCUCCUUUGAGCAGAGCUCGUCUGAGUACACAGAGGAUGUGUUUAGCCCCACCCCACGUAUUGACUCCUCCCCCUCCUCUUUCCUUUUGGGUGGGAUGUGUGAGCCCCCAUUCAGUGCCCCCAGUGGGCCGCUCUCUCUCUCUUCCUCCCAUUCGUCCUGCCUCUCGUCUCCCAUGUCUCUACGCCGGCCACAGGACAUUUUCAGAUUCGACAGGCCCUUCUACGGUACAUCAGACCCACAGACCCCUCCUCCCCUCCCACCCAAACCUACACACCUGUCCGAUCAUCAUGGUAAUGAGGAUACGGGCUGUAAUCAGCCACAACCUGCUCUCCUCCCUCGCAGGACGUCACUUUCAGGAAUAGACCACUUUAAGAGAGUAGAGUAUGACAAUGCUGGAAGAAACUGGAACAAACGUCUAAGCCUCAACUUGCCAAUAUUUCUGAAUCCCACAGUUACUGAAAACCACUCUGAGGAUUCAUAUGUGCCCAUGGCCUCCCCACCGAUCGGCUCCUCUGAUGUGACUUCAGACGGAUACAUACCCAUGAGCCCCUCCACCCUCCCCAUCUCCCUUCUCACUAACGGCAAAACAGAACUGCCUUCGCCUUCCAAUUCUGACCUUGAGCCUCCUCCAGUCGACCGCAACCUUAAACCAAGAAUACGGGCUCGACCGCCUCCUUUAGACCUGCGGGGUCUGUCCACAAUUUCUGAAUGUCCUUUCCACGUUCCCCUCACACGCACAAUGACAGAACCCAGCACAUCACUUCAGUCUGUUCCUCUGGACAGGCGGCGGGGAUGGGGCCUAAACGGCUCUGAACAGGAAGGGAGCAUCACGCCAACGGAAUCUCGGCUCUUGUUCCCAGCUUGUGAAUCUGCUCCCUGGAUGAGGCCGUCUCAGCUGGAUUACUUGUCACUUGACUUUAAUUCUGCCUCCCCCUCACCUGUUCAGAAGAAAGCGCUGCUGGCAGACGAGUACAGGGUGGAUUACGUGAAGGUAGACGAGAAGAAGACACAGGCUUUACAAAACACCAAGUUGGAGUGGAAGGAUGUCCGUCAGUCAAAAGCCUAAGCCUUCUGGGGCGGGAAAUAAUCCAUUUAAAUUAUUACAUGGUUCAAAACUUGACUUGUUUUCAUCUCCUACAAUUUCAGGUACAUGUUGGUUUUUUACACUGUUAUAAAAGGAGCCAGUACAGAGCUGGAUAAGAAACCUUCUGAAAUAAAAUGACAUAUGAUUCAGGAAAUUAUUCCAGAAUAAAAGACCUCCAACACACUGAUUCAAGAAUAAAGCUUUGUUUUGUAGUUCUUUAACCGGGAAGAGAAUUAGCAUAUCCUAUUAAUUUUGGUUUAUGAGUAAAGUAAAAUAUGCAGUUGAUGUUAAUUGGAUCAUAAAUUAUAUACAGCCAUACCCCAAAUGUGAAUGUUUUUUUUUUUUUUUUAAACAAAUUGAUAGUAUGUACUAAAAAGUGCUAAACUACCAUAAGGAUGUGAGUUCAUAUGUAUUAUAAAGGUCCUAGUCCUAAUUUGUUAGCUGCAUAAACUAUUUUUCAGAAAGUUGGGUUUGGUAAGAUUUGUAAUGCUUUUGAAAGAAAAUUCUUCUGCUCACCAAGCCUGCAAAAAAAAUAUUAAAAAUACGAGUACAGUUUAAAGUAACUGUUUACUUUCUGAAUAUGUUUGGUAAUAUGUGACAUAAUCAGGAUUUUCAGGAUUCGUUGAUGAAAAGAACUUGAUGAUUUAAAAGUUUCUAUCCAUCUUUUUUAACAUUAUAAAGGUCUUAACCAUUACUUUUGAGCAAUUUAAUAUAUCCUUGCUGAAAAAAAAACUAUUAUUCUUUUAAAAUAUAUAUAUAUUUUUGAAUGACAGUGUAUGUUUUUUUUUUCAAAGCCGCAGCCACUUUGAAAUUCAUAUUUAAUAUGACGGUGUGUAAUUUAUUGAAAAGCAUAGAAUUCUCUUCACCGACCUUAAUUACUACUACUACUUAAAUUUGUUCUAAAACUGAAUUGGUAGUGAAAUGCUAACAGCAUUAAUUUCAUGUAAAAACAAUACAGUAUGUCACCAAAGCUUGAAUUUGUUUACCAGAGCACAAAUCUUUCUACCAGAAAUUAUUUAUAAAAUUCACAUGAAUCUUUGAUCAUUUAUUUAAUUAACUUGGAAAAAAGUGACUGAGUUGCACUCCCUGGAAUAUUAUUUUGAAAUAAUUCCCUGAAUAUAACGGCACACUGAUGCCACAUUGCCUCCUUGUGAAUUCUGAAAUAAUGUUUUCUAAGGUGUCACAAAGAUAUUAUGAAUGUUACAUAUUUAUGACGUGUACAAUCACUGAAGAUUGAAAAAAAAAAAAAACAAUUCUACUGAUGAAUGUGUUUCUUGCACACCUUCGAGAUCAUGUUCGAUGAGAGUCAGACCACUGUAGACCACUGGAACCACACACUGUGAUUGGAUGCAAGAACAAAACUAUGAAGGAGUUGAAUGUUUUGUAGAAGGGAAAUCUGCCUUUGCUUUUUAAGGAUUGAAUCCUGUGUGAAUAUUGAAUGUUGAACAUGUUAGACUACUGUCAGAUUAAUGACCUAACAGGGAUAUGAAGGUCUGCAAAUAUUUAUCGGAAUGUAUUUUUCCCAUCGACCUUUCACGAUUAUGAGGCAUUACGAAUGUAUUUCUGUUUUAAGUUGUAGAUUUUUUGUGCCAUGUCAUGCUGUGCUUAUAUGCCACUGUUCUUUUAUGGUGGUCAGAUUUUGCUGUACUGACGAGAGCACAAAAAUCUCAUGGGAAACUAUCACUGUGACAUCAACAGUUUCCUGCCAAUCUUGAUUUUCGCUUUAUGUUUCACGAAGAAAUGUAAUACACGAGUGAGAGAGAAAGAUCGAGUGACUGAAAGAGAGAGAGUGUCUGUGUGUUUUGCUGAAAUUCAGAGACCUUACUAACCUGUGUGAAUUAAUGGAUGUUUAUCCGUCAGCAGGUAAAUUAUUGUGAUGCAUAAUGAACACAUGAAAUCACUUUAAAACAAUUCAGCUCAAUAAACUGAAAACAAAAAACC